GCUGCGUUCCUUGUUCUUACCUGUGAUGAAAGAAUGAAGGCUCUUCUUUUCAUCACAUUCAGCUGCAUCUCAGCUGUGUGCUUGGAGGCCUCAGAUGUGCUGGAAGUAAGCGGCCGUGUUGAUGGCGAGAUCUCCAUCCCCUGUUUUGGUAGCUGGGCUGCAAACAGCAGCUCCGAACACAGCAGAAUGUAUUUCUGCCGAGAAGUCUGCUCCCGGGAAAGCACUCUUAUUGAGACGGAGAUGAAGACGUCUGAUGUGAAACUGCGAGGAAGAUACAUUAUGGAGUUUGACAAAGGAGAAGGAGUCUUCACAGUAACAAUAACAAGGCUGAGGAGGGCAGACACCGGGAGAUAUGUCUGUGGAGUGGAGAGGUCAUUUAACUUGUUGUACCAAGAAGUCAAUCUCAGAGUUCUAGAUGAUGCCACUGUUCCUCAUGGACUCCCUCCAUCCAUGAAUAUCACCCUGCAGACAGAGGAAGCAACUCCACCCCAGGGCAGCGUUCCAUUCAGCUCUGAAUCAUCACCAACGGCAUUCACCCUGUCUCCAGCAGAGAAGAAAAAAACUCAGCAAGAAGGAACCAACCUCACAGACACCACAGUGGUCAUUAUUGUCUCGGGAAGCCUGGCUUUUCUAGUUUGUGCCAUUAUACCACUCAUAUUCUACAGACACUGGCGGAGUAAUGAAGGUCAAGACAGACCAGCAGGAAACAAAGCCGAGGGGGAGGAAAAUGCAAACAUGGAAUCAUCUCAGGUUGCAGUGGGGCUGCAGUCUAUGGAACUAGAGGCUCAUCCAGAACCCAGUCCUGAUGACAACUUCCAAUAUGCUGCCUGCUAUGAGGCAUUGGAUCCCCAAACCCUGGACUGA
Messenger RNA from Melanotaenia boesemani (Boeseman's rainbowfish), 864 nucleotides. Its product is annotated as CMRF35-like molecule 3. The transcript has 6 exons. NCBI's taxonomy places the organism in Eukaryota, Metazoa, Chordata, Actinopteri, Atheriniformes, Melanotaeniidae. Bases 34 to 864 code for a protein of 276 amino acids. The record is from RefSeq and is a predicted model, not a curated record.